AAGGUUCUUGUGAGUUUAAGUAUACCAUUCUAACUGAGGUUGUAUAGCAAAAGUCAACUACUGUCAACAGGAUGGGACAUCCAAUGCACAGUACAGUAGGGUUUGGACUACAGAAAUCUGAAAACAAACAGAAAUCUCAAACAGAACCGAAACCAGGACAAAGUAGCCCUGCACAGUUUGCCAGUCCUGACCUUGACAGCUGAACGUGUAGAAAAGCAGCUCCGUCAGCCUGGCAGGAUAAGAUGAAAGAGGAGAAAUUCCCCAUUCCUGAAUCAGCGGAAGGACCUGUUACUUUCUGGCCUGUGAAGAAUGAGGCAUUCUGGGAGAGAUCUACACCACAGAUCCCAAGUGAGGAGACCAGUGGCUCAGAUCCAGAGUGCCAGCUCUUCAGGCAGUUUCGCUACCUGGAGACCGAGGGGCCCCGAAAGGUUUGCAGCCGACUCCACCAUCUUUGCCGUCGAUGGCUGCAGCCGGAGAAGCACAGCAAGCAGCAGAUGCUGGACCUGGUGAUCCUGGAGCAGUUCCUGAGCAUCCUGCCCCCGGAAGUGCGGAGCUGGGUGAGAGAAUGCGGGCCAGAGACCAGCUCCCAGGCAGUGGCCCUGGCGGAAGGGUUCCUCUUGAGCCAGAUGGAGGCCAAGAAGCAGACAGGGCAGGUGAGGGUGCUAGCAGAAGAGGCUGCUGGUUUUCCUGAGACUGAGAAGGAUCCACCAGAGCCCAGGUGGACGUCACUCUUUGGGGCGAUUCAGGUGGAAGAUGACAAAGGUUCCAUCUGGCCAGAUAGUGGAAGAACACUGCCUGGUUAUUUUGUUUCUCGCCCUGUUUGUGACAGAAUGAAAGCUUCGUUGGCGCAACCAGAUGAGAAUCCAGUGACCUUCGAGGACGUGGCUGUGUAUUUCUCAGAGGAGGAGUGGGCUUUGCUGGAUCUGAGCCAAAAGAUUCUGCACAGGGAAGUCAUGGCAGAAAACUGCAAGAAUCUGGCCUACCUGGAGAUGGAGAGCAUGAAAAGGGGGAAACGGAACAGAAGAGAAACUGAAGCUAGACUGCAAAAGAGCAAGAAAUCCAUUAUUUCUGGUGGUUCCUAUUUCCAUGGAAAUCUAGAUCAAGAGGAAAGUCACAUGGGAAACAAAUCAAGUAGCGGUGAUUGUGAAAAAAUAAGAAAUGGGGAGGAGUGGCUGCAAUGGUCAGCAUAUGGGAUGAGUUGGAGUCUGAGCAACAACCUUAUUUUAUAUGAAAGAUUGCACACAGAUGAAAAGUCACACAAAUGCUCAGAGUCUGGAAAGAGCUACAAUCAGAAGGAGAUCGUCACUUUAUACCGCAGACUCCAACCAGGGAAGAAACUGUACCAAUGCUGUAAGCGUGGAAAGGGCUUUAGUCAGAGCUCUUAUCAUGCUUCCCAUCAAAGAAUUCGCACACAGGAGAAAUUGUUUCAAUGCUCACAGUGUAGAAAGUGCUUUACCACCAGCUCAAGACUUGCUUCCCAUCAAAAAAUUCACAGUGCGGACAAAUCAUAUCAGUGCUCAGUGUGUGGAAAGAUCUUUAAUCACAAUUCAAGCCUUGCUUCCCAUCAAAGAAUCCACACUGGGGAGAAACCAUACCAGUGCUCAGAGUGUGGAAAGAGUUUUAGUGUCAGCUCAAGCCUUGCUUCCCACCAAAGAAUCCACACUGGCGAGAAACCAUAUCAAUGCUCACACUGUGGAAAGAGCUUCAGUGUCAGCUCAAGUCUUGCUGCCCAUCAAAGAAUCCACACUGGGGAGAAACCAUAUGAAUGCACUGAGUGUGGAAGGGGUUUCAGUGUCAGCUCAAGCCUUGCUUCCCAUCAAAGAAUCCACACUAGAGAGAAACCAUAUGAAUGCUCUGAGUGUGGAAAGAGCUUCAGUGACAGAUCAAGCCUUACUUCCCAUCAAAGAACACAUACUGGGGAGAAACCAUAUCAGUGCUCUGAAUGCGGAAAGACUUUCAGUGUUAGUUCAAGCCUUGCUUCUCAUCGAAGAAUCCACACUAGAGAAAAACCAUAUCAAUGCUCAGUGUGUGGAAAGAGUUUUACUCAAACUUCAACCCUUGCUGCUCACCAAAGAAUUCACACUGGGGAAAAACCAUAUCAGUGCUCAGAGUGUGGAAAGACCUUCUGUAAGAUCUCAAAUCUUACUUCCCAUCGAAGAACCCACACUGGGGAGAAACCAUAUCAAUGCUCAGUGUGUGGGAAAAGCUUCAGUGUCAGCUCCAGCCUUGCUUCCCAUCAGAGAAUCCACACUGGGGAGAAACCAUAUCGAUGCUCUGAGUGUGGAAAGAGCUUCAGUGACCGAUCAAGCCUUAUUUCCCAUCAGAGAAUUCACACUGGGGAGAAGCCCUAUCAUUGCUCUGAGUGUGGAAAGAGCUUCAGUGUCAGCUCAAGCCUUACUUCCCAUCGAAGAAUCCACACUGGGGAGAAACCAUAUCAGUGCUCUGAGUGUGGAAAGGCCUUCAGUCAGAGCACAAACCUUAUUUCCCAUCAAAGAACCCAUACUGGAGAGAAAUCAUAUCAAUGGUUCGAGCGUGGAAAGAACCUCAGUCAGGACGUAAGCCUCGUUUCCCACAAAAGGACCCAUAGGGGGAAACCAUAUCAGUGCUCAGAAUGUUGAAAGUGGUUCACUAGGAACUCAAGCCUUGCUUCCCAUCAAAGAAUCCACACUGUGGAGUAACCAUGAAAUGUUCUCUGUUUAAACACAUUCCGAGUUACCUCAAAGCUUGCUUCUUAUCCAGAAAUUCACAUAAUCAAAAACCUUGUGAAUGCUCAUUGGAUGGAAAGAACUUUGGUUUCAGAUGCAGCCUUGCUUUCCAUCAAUUAAUCCAAUCUUGUGUGAAACCUGCCACAAAUGUUUCCACUUUCAUUAUUUACUCUUUUUUUCCUAAUCUUUUCCUUUUUUUCUUUUUUUCAUGUUUUUGUGGAAAAAUCAAUAUGGCACUUAAUUUGUUCUGGUUGCCAAAGCACAGUGACCUUAGUUGGUCAAAGAAGGAAUGGACAUUCCCUGUUAAUUGCCUCCUUAUUAUGAAGUCAGGGGUACCCAGUGAAAAUAAUAGGCAACAGAUUCCAGACCAACCCAAGCACCUAUUUCUUUACUCACAGCAAGUGACUAAAAUGUGGGAUUCACUUUCAGAGGCUGUAUUGAUGACUGCAAACAUAGAUGGGUUUAACAUAAGAGAUUAAACAUAUUCACAGAGGGUAGAUGUAUCAGUGGCUACUAGCCAUGGUGACUAAAGGGAAUCUCCACAUUCAGGGGCGGAACGCUCUGAAUGCCAGUAGUAAGUUACAGUUUAGGGGGGAGGCUCUUGGUCUCUAUGUUAUCACUUACGCUCCAGAGCAGGGGUUUGCAACCUGCGGCUCCAGAGCUGCAUGCGGCUCUUUUGUCCUUGUACUGCGGCUCCACGUGUCUUAGGUCCUCUCAGCCUCCUUUGGAGAGCCGCCCCAAGGAUUAAUGGGAAAGAGUCCUGGUUCCUAGAGAGGCACUGCCCAAGACAGCUAUCCCUAGCCACUUGCGGCUUCCCUGUCCCAGCUGCCUGGUUGGCUGAUGCUGGUGAUGAUGGGGUGGGGCGGGGGCGGAGCACCACUGGUGGAUACUCUUGAACAGGUGAGUGGCGAAGAGUGAGAAAAGGGAGGGAGUUGCAGGAGCGCAGAUUUUCAGCGCAAUCCUAGCCUCAGUCGCCUCCCUUGAAUGGGGGAUCAGGGGUCAACUCUGCUUUGGGUGGCCUCAUUUCCCUCUCUCCCAGGUCCUUCUUGGGAGGAGGACCACAUGGUGGACCCCAGCAAUGCCACCUUGGGUUGCAGACCCCCCAGCAGCCCCGCUGAGCUCCAGGGGCCUUCCUGGCGGAUGGCAGCCUGGCUGAAUCCAGGUGAGAAAGACGAUGUCAGGUUUUA
Molecule: messenger RNA, 3892 nt
Organism: Sphaerodactylus townsendi
Lineage: Eukaryota; Metazoa; Chordata; Lepidosauria; Squamata; Sphaerodactylidae
Product: zinc finger protein ZFP2-like
Biological process (GO): regulation of cytokine production; regulation of immune system process; negative regulation of transcription by RNA polymerase II
Source: RefSeq, a predicted model, not a curated record